GAGCUUAUUUCAUGAAAAGUGCCAUAGACUGAAAAACCAAACAUGAGGGUAGCAGGUGCUGCAAAGUUGGUGGUAGCUGUGGCAGUAUUUCUACUGACAUUUUAUGUUAUUUCUCAAGUAUUUGAAAUAAAAAUGGAUGCAAGUUUAGGAAAUCUAUUUGCAAGAUCAGCGUUGGACACAGCUGCACGCUCUACAAAGCCACCCAGAUAUAAAUGUGGGAUCUCAAAGGCUUGCCCUGAGAAGCAUUUUGCUUUUAAAAUGGCAAGUGGAGCAGCCAAUGUGGUGGGACCCAAAAUCUGCCUAGAAGACAAUGUCUUAAUGAGUGGUGUUAAGAACAAUGUUGGAAGAGGGAUCAAUGUUGCCUUGGCAAAUGGAAAAACAGGAGAAGUAUUAGACACUAAAUACUUUGACAUGUGGGGAGGAGAUGUGGCACCGUUUAUUGAGUUUCUGAAGGCCAUACAAGACGGAACGAUAGUCUUAAUGGGAACAUAUGAUGAUGGAGCAACCAAACUCAACGAUGAGGCCCGGCGACUCAUUGCCGAAUUGGGAAGUACAUCUAUUACUAAUCUUGGUUUUAGAGACAAUUGGGUCUUCUGUGGUGGAAAAGGAAUUAAGACAAAAAGCCCUUUUGAACAGCACAUCAAGAACAAUAAGGAUACAAACAAAUAUGAAGGGUGGCCGGAAGUUGUAGAAAUGGAAGGAUGCAUCCCUCAGAAACAAGACUGAAGGAAACGGAAGGAAGCGCACUUUCGCUCUUCAUGGGAGAGCUGCAGAGGAGAAACUACAUGUAAAUAUUUUAAGAGCAUGCAGCCAUCUCGGUGUGUGCAUGAGCAUUAUCUCUUUUGAUAUCAGGAUUAUUUAUUGCUAACAUAAAUAGCUAUCUUUGUAAAUAGUCAUCAUAAGGAGCACAUCACCGAGCCAUCUCGAAGCACACUUCCCUGAAAGUACAGUGUUGAGACGGCAGUGGUAACUCUGAAAGCAUACCCCGUGGAUAACUGAACAGAUUGUGAAAAAUGUAUUGAUAUAUAUACUGGUUGCUGUGAAAAUCUAUCAUGGAAUAAUAUGGGUUUUAGGGAGAAGACUUGGGUUUCUUUUAUAUAUACAUAUAUGUAUAUUGCCUUGUGAUGACAGUAUCUUUUAAAUUAAAAAGAGAUUUGGCUAGUUGUAUGUGUGGUAUCGCUCUACACCCCAACCCUUCCGAUGCGCCUCUCUCUUCUUAGUCUUUUUCUUUUCUUCCCAAAAAACCGAGAAAUAAAAUGUUUGCUAUGAAAACUUAUGUCAGGUACAUGAAAAGCACAACAAAAAAAAAAUGGUUUUUUUUUCCACUGUACACGGUAAAUAUAAAUGUAGGUGGCAUUCAGGACCACGCUGGACGUUGUGACAGCAGUGUGAGUACCCCGCUGUAUAAGCUACUUAGAGGGAGGCUGACGUAGCUCCACGGACCUGGGUUCCCAGGCCAAGUCCCCUUCCUCACCUUCCCCAAGGCGUCAGGACAGCUAAGUCAGGACUUCGAGGGCACCGCCAGCAUAUAUUUUCCUUAUUUAAGUGUUCUCAGCAUUGACCAAGAGGUUUGGAAAGAGGUAUGCUUUACUGUCACUGUCAUUUUGAUUUGUAAACCAAGAAAUUGUGUAUUUACUUCAUCUGACUUCACGACAGCAAUUAUUGUCCGAAGCUAUAAUGGCAUAUUUGGAAAAGUCCUAAUUUACUGAGUGGACUGGUACAUGUUUUAAAAUGAUUUAAUUUGACCCAAAGUGACUUCGUACCUGUAUUAAAAUAUAUGAGAUCUUACUUUUUUGGGGUGAAUUUUAGAUGUUCACUAAAUGACUUUUUUUAAUUUAAUUUUUUUCCAGCCAUUAAAUACGUGUUGUAUAUAAAGAAUCUUAAACUAGAACAUAAAUUUAGUGAUCAAACUGCCAUUCACAGUAUAAGGCAGCACUUAAAUUUUGAGCCUAAAUUCUAGAUGGCUGGUAUAAAAAGCCUAAGAGGAGUAUUUGUGAUUUUGCUGUAGACCAAGUUAGAAACAAUUGACAUAUUUCUUAAAGAUAAUGAGCAUUGGGAUAUUGUUUGUGUCCUCAAAUGGAAUGUAAUCCAUGAAUAAAUGCACCUUAUACAUUUAAAUCGUUUUUGUAAACUUUUUGGAUUUUUGGUGCUUAUAUUUUGACAUUUAAAAUACUUCCCUCAAUUAUGUAAAAAAAUGAAUAGCUAUUUUACAAUUCCAGGGAUUGUAAAAUAAAUGUUACUUUUUUAAAAAUAAUAAUAAAUACUGUUGGUUUUGCAUUGUGAAUUUUUGUAUUAUCUGGCAAAGUAAUAUACCUACAGAACUUCACAUUAAUGUUUUUCGAGCAUUUAUUAUUCUAGCUAAUAUGGAAAAAAUGAAAUCAUUGCUGUGGUUAAACAUAGCAAUAUUUUCCGGAUAGAUCUUAACAUGUAUAGAAUUUAAGUAUCUAGAUGGCAGGACAUCCUUUUAUUGCAAACACUGUAAAAGGAUGGCUUUUACAGUUGCGUAAAAUGUUGAAAGACGUGAUAAAGGUUGGUCACGUAACUGCUUUUUCUCAACUCUGCCAUUUGUUUGGUGCCAAUUUAACUUUGGAAGCAAUAAUUGUACCACCUUUUGUUUUCAGGUCUUUUUAAAACCAGCAUUCUAAGUAAAACAGUGCUCAUUUAAUGUUGUUAAGAAUUUCCUUUAUUAAAAUCAGAAAUUUGACAUUGGCAUCUUCCUAUUUAAAUGGUGCUUAAAGACUUACGGAUACUUUUAUUUGUAAUCAGAUGCUUUUCCAGAAUGAGUGUGUUAACAUAUGAAUGUUAAAAUGCAGCAGAAAAGUGAUAUUUGGGAAAUUAAAAAAGAAAAAAAAUUGAA
Messenger RNA from Tupaia belangeri chinensis (Chinese tree shrew), 2857 nucleotides. It is a transcript of the gene FAM3C, whose product is annotated as FAM3 metabolism regulating signaling molecule C. NCBI's taxonomy places the organism in Eukaryota, Metazoa, Chordata, Mammalia, Scandentia, Tupaiidae. The coding region runs from base 43 to 726 and encodes 227 amino acids. The transcript has 9 exons. The record is from RefSeq and is a predicted model, not a curated record.